AUGGCCGUCCUGGACGGCCUUCCUGGUGUUGAGAUUGCCGUUGUUGUGGACACAAAAGAUCUGCCCGAAUAUCAAGACUCGGACACGGCAAACAAAGAAGACACCGUUACGAAGUACAUCGAAGCUGUCGAUGGCGCCAACUUUGCAGCCAAGAUCAAGCUCACCAAGGACUUCGUGUUCAAGGGUGAUUUGAUUUGCGUACAAGUCCGCAUUGAUGGCACACGUGUCUGCGGCUUAUGUCUCGUUCCUGCAGAUGUGCAGGCUGGUAGCUAUAACUACAACGUGGACAACAUUCGGGUCAACAAUGAGAGUGCACGACGACUCAAGUUCAAAGUCCUCGAGACUGUCAGUGAGGAAGAUGCUGGCGUAUCUGACAACAGGGAGCGUGUCCAAAACAUGGGCAAGAUCGAAAUACGUGUUGACCACGAAAACAAGACUGGAGUUGGUACGAGCACGAACGACUACCAAAGUCCAGUCAUCGACGAGAGCGUCAUCUCAGAGAAGGACGUUAAGGGAAAAGCAAUCACACACACCUACGGCUUAGGCGAAGAGAUUGAGGUUAAGAGCGGCAAUGUAGUGUGGUACACAGCACCCGUCCUGGGAGUGAAGUCUCCGGCAGCAACAUUUGUGUUCCAUUACAGAUCGAAAGCUGCCCUCAAGGACCUCUUGAUCAUCCCAAGAACACCGGCUCCUACACCACUCGAAGAGCGCCCUAUCGAGAAGCUCAGCCAUGAAGAGACAAGGGAACUACUUCGUCGAUACCAAGCUGAGAGAACCAACACUGCUACAGUCAAGAAAGAGCCCAAGAGAGAGCGCGAAGACAACAGUUCCAGAAACUGCCGCCGCUCCAAGAGAGCACGUCCAACUCCAGGAUCGGUCUACCUCGAACUCAACGACGAUGACACUUUCACGCAGAUCGCCGUACCAGAAAAGGAACAGGAGCAAGAUGUCAGCCCACUGGACUGA
Messenger RNA from Aureobasidium melanogenum CBS 110374, 966 nucleotides. RefSeq lists its product as uncharacterized. NCBI's taxonomy places the organism in Eukaryota, Fungi, Ascomycota, Dothideomycetes, Dothideales, Saccotheciaceae. The coding region runs from base 1 to 966 and encodes 321 amino acids. The transcript is spliced from 5 exons. The record is from RefSeq and is a predicted model, not a curated record.